Paramisgurnus dabryanus is the source of this 5866-nucleotide messenger RNA. RefSeq lists its product as uncharacterized. Gene Ontology annotation, biological process: positive regulation of DNA-templated transcription. Gene Ontology annotation, cellular component: SWI/SNF complex. Lineage: Eukaryota; Metazoa; Chordata; Actinopteri; Cypriniformes; Cobitidae. The record is from RefSeq and is a predicted model, not a curated record.
CUGAAAUCGGGGAUGGAUGGCGCACAGGCCCGCGUCUGAAGGACAAUACAGCACAAAGACACUGCAGCAUCCUUUACCUCAGACCUGCGCUGCCUCCUUAACCCGAGACGAAGAGAUGAGCACACAUCUGUCUGGGACGCGCGCCGCGCACCUGAAUAACGGAGUCGUGAUUUCAAACAGCGUACAGCCCUACCCCAAAUCUUACAGGACUCUAUGAUGUCCCUACAAUGUCCAGAUGCCUGAAGUCAUCCACAUCUCAUCUCUAAAGUCAAUGAAGUGCUCCCAAAGUCUCUCUCUCUGCUCUGAAUGGAGCCUCCCUUAUAAAAGUUGAAAUGGAGGAUGAAGAUAGCACCUGUUUGCUGGAUGUUUUGUGCGACCCUGAUGCCCUACAUGAUUUUCUUCAUGGGACAAAUGAGCUGCCGAGUGGGGACUUACUCAUUAGUUCGUCCUCUGGAGAGCCGUCACUCUUCACAGACACUCCAAGUCCAGGGUCUCUGUUAGCAGAUGAUGCUAGUUCCCAGGAUACACCUGUCUCUGGCUGUGUGGAUCUCUCUUUCCUGGAUGAAGCACUGUUGGCAUCACCAACAAUAAGUGAAGGUCCAGAUGAAGAUCAAAAAGAUCCCGUUGUCCAUGCGGUGGAACCACAGCAGAAGGAGUCCGAAGAGAUCUGUGAUAUUCUCCAGCAGAGUCUUCAAGAAGCAGACAUCACUGAGCAUACUCUAGCACUAGAGGCAGAACUGGCCCAGACAGCAGAAACUUUUCAGCUCGGUCUGUGUGACGCAUCCCUCCCUUUGUCUGCGGCACAAUAUCUCUCCAAACCAAUGACUGUUCCCAGCUUUGUAUCUGUAGCAAAGGACACUCAAAUAGCAGUGGAGCCUCCUCAGCCAUCUCUGUUAGCUGUUGGCCCAGGUUGCCCCUCACUGAAACCUACAGGAACCCAAUUAAUGAGUCUGCUUCCUGGGAAUGUCUUCCCUGCACCUCCGCUUGGAACGUCUUUUUCUCUUAACUCGGCAAAUGGCUCGAGCAUGAUCAUCCAGAAGACCCACACGGGCCAUCAGAUGUUGGCUUCCACCAUUAGAACAAUUGCUCCUGCAGGAGUUAUGUUACAGAAAACACUUUUACCCAUUCAGCCUAAGAUACCAGUAAACAUUCAGCCCAGGCUUGUACAGAUCAGUCCUAAACCAGCAGGACAAAAACCCUUGACAGGACUUGCCUUUAUCCCAGCAAAUACAUCACAGAAUGUCUUGUUGUCCACUUCUGUAGGCUCAAACAAGUCCGUACCACCACAGUCUAUCAGCAAACCUGUUAGUCUCCAUCUGGUAAGUCAGGGAGGACCCAUUGUCAUUCAACCUCAAAGACAUGUUUUCCUCCCCAGCCAAACCCCUGCAACUACGGCCCAGUCUACCAGCACUCCGAUGUGUCUUCUUGGUACACCAAGCAAUCAGGUGUCUAACAAAAGCAAAGAGAGAGAUGUAGUUGAUAGUUCUCAAAUUGUGACUGUGCAUGCAAAGCAAAUCAAUUUCAGUCCUAUUUUGCCAUCCCCAAAUGGACAACUCACUCUCAAACAAGGCACUCUUCUGCCAGGGUCCCAGAUUCAGUCAACAACUCCAACAGUCUUCCAGAUACCAGCACAGCUAGCAGGGACCUAUGGAUCCCAACUGCAAGGGCAACAGGGUGCUGUAGUCCAAAGCCCCACUGUAGGAAACCAAAUGACCUUGAUUAACAAUGCUAGUAUACUCAUCCCUGAUAUGAGCACCAUACCUAUAGUGAAUGGUCAGUUGGCAACUCCAGUGCAUAGAGUUGUAAGAGGGGGGCCUGAAGGGAAGCUGACUCUUACCCAGACCUCAGUGCUUCACUUGCCUGAAAGAACAAGAGCAGAUGAUGGAAGUGUCAAUGAACUGCCCCAAGAGGUCAGAUCAAACCCCUCUGGUUCAGUGGAGUCAUCCCUUCAGUCCUCCAGAGAGACAGAACCUCUACAGUCAUCACCAGAUGUUAGCUGUAGUCCUGAGCCAAUUGUAUCAUUAUCACCACAACUGAUCAACCAAACACAAGAGCAACAAUUUACUGAAGGAAAGCACAACCCAUUGCCUCAUGCACAGGCUUUAAUACACCUUCCUCAACAGAACGCACUUAAACCAUCAGCCACCCAUGAGUCCUUGGCUGAAGCUCUGCUCUUGAAAAUAGAAAACAACAUCUCUCCUGCCAUGGGUGAAGCUGAGGAUUUCUUUGCAUCUUUUGUAGGAUCUGACACUUUCUCUUCAUUGUCUGAGUGUGAAGAGAUGUCAGUGUACCCUGAUUCAGAGCACACUGAUAUAAUGUUGACAUCCCCUGUUGACCAGAACUCUGUAAUGUAUGGAGCCUCCAUCAUAGAACCUACACCAUCGGCCUCUGAAGAGCAGUGUCUCGAGUCCUGCCUGUCAAUUGCUUCUAGUACUGACCUUCAGAGAUAUGAGGGGGCAAUAAUGAAUAAGAGUCCUUCCUUCUCUUCAGAGAAGGUGUUUGAAGCUCAGCAGCAGAGGACUCUUGUAUUUACUAACGUCAGCAGAACAUCAGAGUCAACAGCCCAGGUGUACAAUCAGCCAAACAGAGAGUUUGCCCAUGAGCUCACAAUCAACAGUUACGGUGCUAAAGACUGUAGUGGAAUAGUUUGCUUGGACCAGCAUGAGUUCCAGGAGAUGAUGGGACCUAGGCUGCAUUCUCAGUGCACAGAGACCAGCUCAACACUUCAGAAGUUAAUCCAGACACCAUCUGUAUGUGUAGAUGAGAAAGAGGAUAGGCUUACUCUUGAGGAGAAGCAACACAUGGUGAAACAGCAGCUGUUUUUGGACCACAGUUCUGUCCUUAAUCCAAAUACUUCAGCUCCAUUUGUUUCAAUGGAGGACGCUGUGAGGCAUUUGUUGCCCUACCAUGCUUGCGCUAGACCAAUACCUGGCCAGACUGACCUUAUCUCAGUGGACAAGCAGUUUGAGUGGAUUUCAGCCCUGCUGUUAAAACAGAUCACAGACAUGUUGAGCAAGUACAGGUUGCUUCUUCUGUGUGAAGCCCAGCAGGAGAGUCCAUCAGCAGAGAUGGUGAUGCUAGAGCGUUUGUUUCUUCAGUCAGAGAGACUCUCGUUGGGUGAAGACAGACGCCGGGCCAGGAGAGAUCCAGUAGAGUCCUUUCAGGAAUCCUGGCACUUAAGCUCACCUCAAAACAGCAUGUUGUCAGUUCAGAAAGGACAUUCCAACCGUCCUCCAUCUCCACCAUCAUGGCCACUGCAAUCUGACAGACCACCCGGCCUCAAGACUUACCGAUCCAGCAGCAAAGGAACGCUACGCCUUACAAUCAAACACGAGUCAGGAUGCCGCAAAAUUGUCCACAACUCUGCAUGUGAUUUCUCGUGCGCCACCUCUGGCCACAAACGAAACUACAGCGGACAGUUAACCAACGGACAAGACACGCAGGAAAAAGAAGAAUCCCUCAAGCUUCCUACAUCGGAUGUCACACAGAGCAAAAACGAUCUGACGCCAGAUCAGCUUCCCGAGAUGAAACUGCACCCUGACGUGGAAACAUGCAGGACAGAUAGCGAUUUGCAGGUACUCUCCAAUCCUUUGGUCAGGCCAGAAUUCACAACUGAAAGCAGCUUAUAUUCAAACCAAUCCUCCCCAGUUCUUAAAAGGAAUAAGGUGGAUGCUUCAGAAGCAGAUUGUCCAGGUUUACCUGCAUUCAUGGAGGACAGGGGUCUCAGCGAACAUCUACAAAGUGCUAUUGACAGCAUCCUGGAGCUACAAAGGCUUCAGGGUUCGGCUUCAGGAGUUAAACUCAAGACUCAACAGUCCCGUACAAUGGAUCAGGCUGUCAGCAGCAUACUGAAAAGACAGCUAUGACAGAAAGAGGAUAUUAGCAGUAUGAAGCACUAAAUGAAAUGAAAAGCCUUAGGAUACACAAGCGUGAUGUCUUUUCUUUGAAUAUAAGACUUAAACGUUCUGCAAGACGAAUUUUAUUUAUUUCUGAAAAUACUAUUUAUUUGAAAGUUUUUUAAGGUAAACUACAUGAUCAUUACUAUUGUGUCAAUUGAGUGAGAAUUUGUGCUAUUUAGUGUGUCUUUUUGGAGAUGUAUAAUUUAUAGUCUUCAGUUUAAACGGCCUCAAAAUCACAAGUGCAGAUUGAAUGUAUAUGCAUUUUGAUAGGAAUGUUUUAUAUGUUUGUGAUAUAUGGUGUCUUUCACACUUUUGCUGCAGAUCCGAGUCUGUUUGACGUCGUUUUAUUGCUGUUCAAGUUAUUUUCCGAACUCAGGUGUCAACCAGCUCAAAAGCACUAACCUGUGAAAACUUCAAAUUUGAAUGAUCCGAUCCUGAGUUAGGAAAAGAAACUAAAUCAACCACUAUUUGAUAUCAAACAGACUUCUUGAGCAGCAUACAGUAUGACUUCCAAAAUGAUGUCUGUUCCAGCUUGUUUACCUCCAAAGAACAUACGCUCUCCUUUUUCUAAUCACCAGCAAAACCAGCGACAUUGCCAUUGUAGAAAUUCCUUAUCUCAAAUCCAGAUGAAAAUGUAAACCAUAUAACAGGAUAACCAUUUAGCUACUGGCAGAUGUAAUGUAUGCUUUUCUUUGCCGUUGCAUCAACUGUGAUAUUCCAAUUGUGAUUUAGGAAGCAUAAGUAAAGUCGGCACACCAAAGCUCAAAAACGUAUUAAAAAAGACUUUUGAAUGGCGUGUGACGUUUCCAACAUGGAGGCUCUUCGUCAGACCAGUGCUCGAAAUUUGCCAUUCGAAAGUCUUUUUUGGAGCUUUGUUGUGCUUUACUUUUGUAUGAUAUGAUUUAUAGUCGAGCACCUAUGUGAGGUUGAUGUGUGUACUUCUGUUUACUUGUGAUUUAGGACAAAUUCCUCAAUUACCCUCAAUCCUAUCAUGAAAAUGUGAAUUUUUCAAUGUUUAAGUGCUAUAAUUGGGUCCCCAGUGCUUCUUUCAACCUAGAAAAUGUGAAAAAGUUCAACCCAGUACCUUAGUUUUGGUAAACCAUUCUCUGCAAGCAUUGAAAUUUGGCUCCCCUUGUGAUGUCAGAAGGGGAACUUAUUAUAAUAAUACCACCCCUUAAUCUGCACUAUCCAACCAGGGCACUGCCAUUUAGCACAGAGAUCAGCUCAUUUGCAUUUUAAAAAUACAAAGUUGCAAUUUUAACAUGCUAUAAUAAAUUAUCUACAUGGUAUUUUGAGCUAAAACUUCAUAUAUGUAUUCUGGGGACACCAAAGAUUUAUUUGACAUGUUAAAAAAGUCUUGUGAAAUGUCCCCUUUAAAUACUCCAAUGCAAAAGCAAUAGGUCAGGUAGCAAAAAUAAUUGUGCCUCAGUUAAAGAUCACAAACUGUUGUUAAUAAUUAACAAAUACAGACCAUUUUUCAACUUUUUUUUUUUUUAAAUCAAAGCCUAAAGCAGAUAUCCAGACAGUGCCAAAUUGAUAUUCACAUUGUCUGCGUGUUUUUCUUCUCCACAUUAUCACUUCAGAAACCCUUCAUAUAGUAGUAGUUUUAUGAUAAUAUUUGUUUGCUUUUUAGUAGUUAGUACAUUAUAAAUACCGUGUUCUGGUUUACAUGACUGCCAACUUUGUUUUCGUAUCGCUUCCCGAGAGACGCUAUGCAUUCAUCUUUAACACUUUACUCCGACGGUGCCAGUAUCACAAGCCGAGUACUGUGACACGUCCUAAAUGUGACCAAAUCAUCUCUGAUCUGAACGUGUAAAACACGUAGCCUGUUUGAUGCCAAUCUGACAUGCAAAAUAUUCAACAUCACAAUCCAUGAGGCCUUAAACCCACUGAACCACAUUAAAAGAUUCACUAGAAAUAAAGUCAGUACUGAACCAGUAUCAAAGACUGGAUGAACAUGAAAAGGU